Messenger RNA from Pungitius pungitius (ninespine stickleback), 2596 nucleotides. RefSeq names its product calcyon neuron-specific vesicular protein (gene caly). Lineage: Eukaryota; Metazoa; Chordata; Actinopteri; Perciformes; Gasterosteidae. Gene Ontology annotation, molecular function: clathrin light chain binding. The record is from RefSeq and is a predicted model, not a curated record. The transcript is spliced from 5 exons. Gene Ontology annotation, cellular component: membrane; endosome. Bases 272 to 877 code for a protein of 201 amino acids. Gene Ontology annotation, biological process: clathrin coat assembly; endosomal transport; G protein-coupled dopamine receptor signaling pathway.
CAACCUCUCACGGACAGAAAUGCAAUUUCCCGAUCAGCCACAAACCGUGUGAGCCGCGGCGCGGCGCGCAUCCACCCAGAAAACAGCGCCGAGUCGCGCGCGCAGUGCCGCCGUGAAACCACGCGUCACCACGGCAACCGGCGUGCACACCGCGUCCCCGUCAGCGGCGUCAGUGAGAGGUCCGGUCCCGUCCGACCGCAGGCGACCAGCGAGCACGGCAAACCCACAGUGAGUGUCUGUCCACGCAAUUUUUUAGGCCCCCUGCGUAGCCAUGGUGAAGCUGGGCAGCAAUCUGUCCGACAAACUGGAGAAGCAGCCGCCAGCGGACGACGGCUUCGAUAACAUCCCCCUCAUCACCCCCCUGGAGGUCAGCCAGCUCCGGCGGCAGUUUGCAGACAAGGUCAUUGUGAAGACGUUGACACAAUAUCAGCUGCAGCAGAAGAAGAACAAGCUGUACGCGCCCAACAUCAAGAAGCUGAAUAUCAACUUCUACAGUGACGUUUCAGACAAAGCCAAGAUCACAGGUCUGAUCCUCAUCACUUUGGCUUUCCUGACCAGCCUGCUCCUCCUGCUCAUGUACAAAGCCAUGUGGUACGACCAACUCACCUGUCCAGGGGGUUUCAUUCUUAAGGAGAAGCACUGCACCCCAGCAGCUCUGGAGAUGUACUACACAGAGCAGCAGGAGGGUCCGGACCCGGGCGUCCGCGGCGGGGCCAACGCCGGGCUGUACGCCGCCCUCAGCCACCUCAACCAGGUCAAGAGGACUGGGCCCGAGCUGCCGUCGCCAUGGUUACCAGUCAUCAGUGCUCUGAAAGAGGCCGAAGCGGCCAAACAAAGUAGUGAGCAACUGAAAGGAGCGCUCGAGAGAGAGGAGUGACGGGUCCGACAGAAACGCUCCUGUGAAAGGGCAGAGUAGAUGCAUUUAUGAUUGUAUUUGUUCAGGAAUAGAGUUCACUUUCCCUCGUAGUCCAUCCAAUCAAUAAUUUAUACUGGUGCUCCAAAACCAUAAAGGUGUCUGUAUAACUACUGAAAAUUUAAAUCCGCUCUGUAAACCUCAUGUUUACUCUACUUCAAUCCAAUUAAAUUCCGUCAAUUUUUAUAUUAGUCUAAUACCCAACUUUGUGUGUGUGUGUGUGCGUGUGGUGAGAUGUUGUGGUUUGAAGCAGGAAUGUCAUUAAAGUGUUGAGGAAUGUGCCUGACUUUUACAGUGUUACUGAGGCGUGAGUAAUCGCCACCAUCUGCAUUCAGUGUGUGUACACACUGUAAAUGCUCACAUGCACAUGAAAGCAUAUGUAUUGUAUGCAUGUUUGCGGUUGUGUGCUUGUCCGUGCGUGUGUGUGUGUGUGGUUGUGCGUAUUUGUGUGUGCAUACUCUGUAUGAUUUUUGGACCUGUCCACGAGAGUUGGAGGUGUGGGAAGAGAAACAAAGCGACAACUCGAGCUGCAAAGUGAAGAUAACACGUUUUUAAUGAGAUCACAGCGAGUUUCUCCUCAUCCCUCCGGCUCUUUAUCUUGCUGCCUAUUCUGUUAGUUUCUUGGGAGAAUGUAUGAAGUCGUCAGCAAACAUCCUCACACUUUAAGAGAAAGAACUGUAAUUGACCUUUUUCCUUAUUGGCCUGCAAAUGAGAUUGUGCAUGUGACAAUCUGGAGGAGGAAAAUUGCAGUUUUGUUAGUUAAAGAGGCUUUGGAAAGGAUCAAAGUAUUAAAAAUAUACUGAAAAAGAACAAGCUCUUUGUCAUUGUGGAUUAAUGUGUGCGAAAUAAAUGAAAUUAUCUCCAUUUUAAUAUAAACUAAUAAUGCAAUUAGGUUAGCAACAUGUAAAAUUGGGCUGAAAAUAUUUUGAUGCCACUGUACAUCUGUUCAUGUGAGGAUGUGAGCAACUUACUGUAAUUGUGAAUACAACUGGCGAGCUUUUAACUUAUUACUACAAAAUAAAUAUCUAAAAUUUCAAUAAUGCUGUUUCUAGGUUUUGUUUUUGAUGUCUUUUACUGUGAGUAUUUUGUAAUGCCAGUGUAAAUGAACAUGUAAGUUUAGCCACAGGUUUGACUCGUUGUAUAUGAAUGUAUGAAGUAGAACAUGCAGUAGAUCAGUGCUCAUGAUGUAUCACCUACAAGCUUCUGUUGUCUUCACACUUUUCUAUUUAUUUCAGUAACAAAUGUACGAAAUAUUGUGUUUGUAGAUCUUGCUUUGUUAAGAUCAAGAAUUCUUCUCCAAUCUUAUGUAUAUCCACUUUUUGGGGGGAAUAAUUAUGGGGCGCAUCAUCAUCCAUUCAUGCAUCAAAAGAAAUAACUCACAAUUCUACCUAACUUUCUUCUUUGUCACUUUCUCAAAUGGUGACGUUUUCGUAUCACAACUCGUGUGAGUGUGUGCGAUCACAGCCCAGCUUCAGGUGCCCAACAUUUGCUUCAGACCCAUCUGCUCUGAUGUAACCGACAGAACUGAAAUGACUGAAUUGUUGAGUUCUCUUGUUGUGUUUUGUGUUUUUCAGCCAACAGCAACUAACUAAACUUUUUAUUUAGAGUGGAGUCAGCGGAAGGGCGAUAAGUAAAAAACGUCUGCGUUGUUACUGGCAAUUCAAAUAAAUCUCAACUAAAGUU